AAUUCAUUUGAUAUCUUAAGCCUCUUAAAUUUUUAAUUUAAAUUAAAAUAUAAUUUUAUAUAAGAACUUUUAAAUCUCUCUUUUACUUCAGACCUAUAAAGUAACAUAGGGCGUUUACUUUGAUACGAAUUAUAUUUAAAUCCCUUGUUCCGGUCGAUCUCAGAUCUAUAAUUUGUAACUAAGCCAGGGAAAUCGCGGACGUUGAAGAUAAUUUCUUGGACUCACUCCAUGCAAUGAAUAUCGUUAAAGCUGCUGAAGACGCUAUCAGGACUUUGAAAGAAAAUCCCACUCCACGGAUGAUUGAGAUUUGGAAAAAUAUUCUAAGAGACCUCCAUAAUUUCCAGGAGGAAGAAUGCACUACUUCUAGCUCAAAAUUUUCAUUCGAUGAAAAACAAUUGCGGAUAGGCAAAAAAUUAGUGGUUUCACUGUCGGCGAAAAUUGGCCAAGGCAGCUAUGGGACAGUUCUCCACUGGGGUUCUUAUGAAGAUAAAGUAGUCAUUGUGAAACGCCUUCCCCAAAGUCAUUUUAAACUGAUUGACAAAGAAAUCGAGAAACUCAUAGCAUCUAAUCAAGACCAGAAUAUUGUAAGAUAUCAUGGGGUGGAACGUGAUAAGGAUUUUAUUUAUCUUGCUCAGGAGCGCUGUGAUUGUAAUUUGGAUGACCUCAUCCAAAUACAUUCUUCGGGUUCCUCUCAAUUUGAGCUUGUAUCAAACGACAUUUAUUGUAGUACGAGCACUGUGACUCUGUAUAAGGAAGACCGCUUGGAGCGAUUAAGGAAUAUUUUGGGAGACGUUAAACUUUGCAAAGAAAAUAAUGGCCGUCCAUCAUCUUUAUUAUUGAAAUUGAUGAGGGACAUAGUAUCUGGACUUGUUCAUCUGCAUGACUUGGGUGUAAUUCACGGAGACUUAAAGCCCCAAAACAUUUUAAUAACUAAGCAAAAAUCUACUUUAUGUGCAAAGCUUUCUGAUAUGGGCAUCAACAAAUGCCUUCUUGAGAACAUGACUUCCUCAGGUUGCAACGCUACAGGCUGGAAAGCGCCUGAACAACUACUUUAUGGGAGACAAACGAGUGCAAUGGAUUUGUUUAGCUUAGGUUGCGUCCUCUUUUUUUGCAUCACUGGUGGUAGGCAUCCAUUUGGGGACCAUGAUGAACGAGACAGGAAUAUUAAGAGAAACAGAAAGCAAGACUUGUUUUUGAUACAGGAUUUCCCGGAAGCUUUCCAUCUUAUUUCUCAUUUAUUAGAACCUGAUCAUAAAAAGAGGCCAAAAGCAAUUGAGGUUUUGAACCAUCCACUCUUCUGGGAUGCAGAGAAGAGGCUUUCUUUCCUGCAUGACACUAGUGAUAGAGUAGGUGAAAACUCUUACCUUCUUAAAGCGCUCGAACGUACAGCACACACAGCUUUAGGUACAAAAUUGAAGGGGAAAGUGGUUCUAACAUGGGAUAACAUGGUGGAUGACAAGAUAAUUAGGCACAUGAGCUCGUACUUAGAAAGGAAUUAUAAGUUUAGCAGUGUUCGAGACUUGCUGCGAUUGAUUCGAAACAUGUUGACUCAUUAUGGACAACUUGAUCAAGAUAUUCAGAUACUUAUCGGAUCACUAUAUGAUGGAUUUGAAGACUAUUUUACAAGUCGAUUCCCAAUGCUCUUGAUGGAAGUAUACAAAGUUGUAUGCACGUACUAUGGAGAAGAGAAGUAUUGCAGGAAAUAUUUCAUGGGAAUUUAUAGCGGUGAAAUGGAUACUAGAUUCUGAAGCAAGAGUAUUUUCUAUCCCUCUUUUGGUGCCAAAUGAGGAAGGAUUCAUGCUUUUAGGUGGGGGAAAAAACAAAAACCAAACGCCACAGAGGAGAUUUUUACAAUUACCCCUCAAAAUCCCCCAAAUAUUAGCCAUUUUAUUUCUACCCCUUUUGAUUAAAUCCAAUUAAAAGCCCAAUAUGUAGAUUACUAAAAUACCCUCAAAGGUAUUUCCAAGAUGUUGGUUCUCUGAUCGCGGGCCGACGACGGCUCUCCUGUGGUCAUUCGGCGUGUCUCCAGUGGCCGACGGCGGAACUUCAGCAGCCAUCCAGCAGGAUCUCCGGCGGCUUGCCGAUCGUAGUCUAUCAGAUUAUAACUUAUAGUUUGACAAAUUACACCGGAGCCAGCUAUAGUCUGUGAUAC
Molecule: messenger RNA, 2152 nt
Organism: Morus notabilis
Lineage: Eukaryota; Viridiplantae; Streptophyta; Magnoliopsida; Rosales; Moraceae
Product: serine/threonine-protein kinase/endoribonuclease IRE1a
Exons: 9
Coding region: 234-1748 (504 amino acids)
Biological process (GO): mRNA processing; protein phosphorylation; IRE1-mediated unfolded protein response
Cellular component (GO): IRE1-TRAF2-ASK1 complex
Molecular function (GO): RNA endonuclease activity; protein serine/threonine kinase activity; ATP binding
Source: RefSeq, a predicted model, not a curated record